Messenger RNA from Fusarium proliferatum ET1, 1926 nucleotides. RefSeq lists its product as uncharacterized. Gene Ontology annotation, biological process: transmembrane transport. The transcript has a single exon. The record is from RefSeq and is a predicted model, not a curated record. Gene Ontology annotation, molecular function: transmembrane transporter activity. Lineage: Eukaryota; Fungi; Ascomycota; Sordariomycetes; Hypocreales; Nectriaceae. Bases 1 to 1926 code for a protein of 641 amino acids.
AUGUCAGCGCCUAAGCACCCCGAGGGCAGCACUAAACAGUCCCCCGCCGCCCAAAACACGUCGCAAAUGUUCGAGCUCAACGAGAAAAAAGACUACGACGCGUCCAACUCGCCCGUCUCCGACGAUGAUACCCAUAAGGAAAUCGGCGUAGGAAGGGUCGAGGCCUUCAACAAAGUGCUCUACCAGUCUGGCAAGAAGGGCAAGAUCCUUCUCUGGCUUCUUGGUAUCUCCAUUGGUCUCACCAUGUUCGCCUACGCUCUUGACAUGGGUAUCACGACUACAAUCUUCGGAACGCUUGCGGCUUCGACUUUUGGUGUUCACAGCCAGCUCGGUACUGUCAAUACAGCUGGUCAGAUCAUUCGUGCUAUUAGCAAGCCCUUCAUUGGAAAGCUUGCUGAUAUUACUUCUCGACCUACCACUUACGUCGUGGUGCUUGCUUUCUAUGCUGUCGGCUUUGCUGUCGCUGCUAGCGCCUCGGGCUUCACUGCCUACACUGUUGGCAUCUGCUUCACCUCAGUGGGCAAGUCUGGUCUUGAUCUUCUCAGCGACAUCAUCGUCGCUGAUUUGACUCCUCUCGAAUGGCGAGGCUUCUUCAGCGCCUGUCUUUCUCUUCCCUUCAUUGUCACUGUACCUGUCAACGGCUUCAUUGCUGAUGGCUUCUAUGAAGAUUGGCGAUGGGGUCUCGGCAUGUUCGCCAUACUCGUUCCCGCCCUUCUCAUCCCUGCCAUCCUCACCCUAUACACCAUGCAGCGACGUGGUGAGAAGGCUGGAAUGGUCACCAUGGCUGAUUCCAAGGACGUGCGAUUGGGUCGUUCGGAGGCCACGCCCAAGAACCUGACCUAUUGGGCCAAGCUCGCGUACCGAGGUCUAAUUGACAUCGACAUUGUUGGUCUCAUUUUGCUCGGCUUCGCUUUCUCUCUGAUCCUUCUGCCCAUCACCCUGGCUAAGAGCGCAAAGGGCGGAUGGAACAACCCAAGCAUGAUCGCCAUGAUCGUCGUUGGCUUUGUUGUUCUGAUCUUGUUUGGUCUGUACGAGAUGUAUCUCGCUCCCAAGCCAAUGAUGACCAAGCGCAUUGUCAAGAACCGUGCUUUUGUCGCUGGUGUCAUCAUCCACAUCUUUAAUCAGAUGGCCUCUUCUGUUCGCAAUACCUAUUUCUCAUCCUACAUCCUCAUCAUCAAGGAGUGGACUACAUACCAAUGGACCAUCUUCCUUGGUAUCACUACCAUGGGUCUCUGCUUGGUCGGCCCUGUCGUUGGACUGAUCCAUCGCGUCUCCCAUCGCUACAAGGGCCUCAUGAUCUUUGGUGCCGCUGCUAGGAUUCUCGGUUAUGGUCUUCUCAUCAGCCCCAACGGAAUGAUGACCCAAGACACUGCUCGUCUUGUCGCUGCUCAGCUCAUCUUCUGUCUUUCUUCUCUCAACGUCGUUGGUGCCCGAGUUGGUGUCCAGGCCUCUGUUCCCCACGAUGAUGUUGCUUCUCUCAUCUCCAUCAUCACUCUGUGGUCUACUCUCGGAUCCAGUAUCGGUAGUGCUGUUGCGACAAGCAUCUGGACUGAAGAAAUGGUUGCUCAAAUGCACGUCGAGAUGCCCAAUGUUGACGAUACUACCAUCGCCACCAUUUACGGCAACAUCAAGACUCUCAAGAAGUAUGACUUCUUCGAUCCCAUCCGCCAAGGUUCUAUUCGCGCCUACGCCAUCGUCAACGGUCAUAUCACCAUCGCUUCAAUCUGCCUGUCCUGCAUUCCCCUCAUUGCCUCUCUUUUCAUGCCCAACUUCUACCUUGGCAAGCAACAGAACGCUGUCAACAAUAAGGGUCUUGAUGGUGAGAUUGUCGAUGUCCCGGACCAGCAUGGAACAAAAGACGCAAAUGCGACUCAACAGGAGUCUGCAACGUUCAUGCAAAAGCUAGCUGCUCUGUACCGAAAGUAG